This is a messenger RNA of Saitoella complicata NRRL Y-17804, 412 nucleotides long. RefSeq lists its product as uncharacterized. The transcript has a single exon. The record is from RefSeq and is a predicted model, not a curated record. The coding region runs from base 138 to 368 and encodes 76 amino acids. NCBI's taxonomy places the organism in Eukaryota, Fungi, Ascomycota, Saitoellomycetes, Saitoellales, Saitoellaceae.
UGGCAAGGCAUGAUCCGACCGUAUCAGGCCGUAAACGGCUCGUUCGGUUUACGACUUGAAUCCCUUAACACUCGGGAGAACAGAGCGUCUGAUCCACACAUCCACACAUCACCACUUUCUUCGUGGAGUUCCAGGACAUGAGUUUCUCCUUUGCCCGCGGCGGCGUCCUUCACUCUAUUCUAUGUUUCGUUGUGAUGAUAACUCUUAAAACUCAUGAGUCAGACAAUUGCAAGGCUGCACGCCUCGUGCAGUAUUGCUCAAAUUCUCGAAUGGGAGAGCACAAUUGCGCGAGCGGGUGCCUAUUGCUUCUCGACAAAAAUGAGUACUUUUCGUUUGAUCUGGGCUGCCACUGGACUUCAAGGCCUUGACUCCGUCCUACUCGUUCACCUUUCGUAGGCCUUGCCAACCUCCA